AUGGCCGACCCCUGGGAUGACUGGGAAACAGCCGCUGACGCUGGCUUGGACCCGAAACCUGCAAAAAAGGUGGAUGAGCAUGAAAAAAACAAACAAAUAUGGCAGGAUGCCAAUACCUACGUUCAACCUGAAAUUAUACGAACUGAUACGAGCCGAACAGAAUACGUCCCACAGGUUCGUAUCUUGAGACGACCAAGGGAACCAGGAUCAACAACAAUAACUCAUCCAUCACUCUUGCCUUCAUCUUCAGAUGACGCAGAUUCCAUGCCCAAAACCUUUGAGGAACGCGAAGCGGAUUAUAAUGCUGCGCGACAAAAGAUUUUUGGGAAAAAUCAACAAGAGAAGAUGAUAUCUGGGAGCGGAAUUGCUAUUGAUCCUGAUUCAACAAUAGCAUCAGCAGCAAAGCGAGGAGAUAAAGUAGAAGAUAGCAAGACUAGGGAAAAGAAAAAAUUGUUUGAUCCCGGAACAAUGAGUUCUAUCAAGCGUGUUGAUGAUAACACCCAUCAGAGCCCAAGCAUAAUGAACGUCUCAAAGGAGGAAGACAGAUCGAAAUCACAUGAUCUUCCCCUUUUUUUCGUCUUCAAAUCAAAAUCCAUGGAGGGUCAUGCAUCGAGUAUUAAACGUAGAAUUGGCUCUGGCUCGAAACGAGGAUCUAAAAUAUUAUCCGGUGGAGGCUCUUCACUUGUUACCGAUGAGGUAGUUUAUGCGUAUGCAUUACGAGUUGCCUACCUUGCCCAUUUAUCUCAGCCAGUAUUGCCACCUGUAAUGGCGCCCGUUUCCAGCGAAUCGCAAAACAAACGCUUUAGUACUGUUUCCCUUGCUGGGCUAGGAGGAGGAUUAAAUCAACAUAAGGCUUCAGUACACGAGCAAAUUGAUAACAUUGGUUCGACAAUUUCUUCGGGGUUUUCACAAAUACACGAACUAUUUAAAGAUGAGAAAAAGAGUUCAAAGAGUCAGAAAAUUCCUAAAGAAUUGAUUAAGACUUUGCAAGCGAGACUGAAAUUGAUUGUUUCCGGACGAGAUCCAAAUCCUAUUUAUCAGGAUCGAUAUCUGCGAACCGAUCUCACGUUAUUCUAUAACGCAUUGCUACAACCGGGAUUUCGGCAGCAAUUCAAAAGCGCAAAUAGUAAAAUUGAAGAUUUGGUGUUAAUCUAUUUGAAGACGGCACAAGGUGAAUUGAAAAAAGCGACAUUGCCACCGCCAACAACCUGGCAAGAUAAACUCACUGAGCAUGUUAGUAUUUUUGUGGGCAUAUUGAAGGAAUGUCUUCAAUCGAAAGAAUGUAGUGGUUCUUAUUCACCUGAAUUAAUCGCACGACUUGAUGCGUAUCAAACAAGAUUCUCGGGAAGUCCUGCAGCUGCAAAGGCAGCUCCUAGUAAAAAUGGAAUUAGCAAUAAUAUUGAAGAUAUGACAAUGGUAAAAACUGUACAGGCGAUUUUCAAUGUUCCAAGUACUCAAGUACAAAAAGAUAUCAAUAAACUUAAGUCCCAGUGCACAUUACAAGCGGCCAUAGAUGAUCUUCGAACAUGUAUAAAUCACGUAAAUCGUGGUUCACCUUUUCCUGCACGCCGAGAAGAUUUUGAUUCAGAUGAAGCGUACAAUAAUUGGAAAUCGCAGGAAUUAAAGACUAUGGCUGACAUUAUGACCGCGUUGAUAGCAUUUAAUCCUGGGCUGGCGCCAAAACAAUCGCAUGAAGUUGUAUCUACCCUUUUAUCUAAAGGGCGAUCCGCCGCGCCUACAUCAAGUCCAGCUGCUUCAAGAAGCAUAUCAUAUUCUGGUGAAACUGAAGUGUCAGUUGAUGCUUAUAGGCAAUUCGAAAUCACAAAAACUCAGGAGCAACGCACUAGUAGCGCACGUCAUUCUGUAGCUCAGAGUACCUUUAAUCAACAACAACCUUUUGUAACACAACAAGGACAGCAGCCUGCUACCACACAAGGACAAGGACAGACUCCUCAACAAGGUCAAUUUGUAUCACAAACUAGUAAUGUGCGUCAUUCUGCACCUCAGGGCACCUUCAACCAUCAGCCUGCUACGUUACAAGGACAAGGACAGCCUCCACAGCAAGAUGUACAAGCUUCACCUCAAGGACAAUAUGCGCUACCGUUGCAGCAAACUCCUUAUGGACAGUAUAAUCAAAUACCUUCUUAUCCUCCAACUCAACAAUCACAAUAUCCACCUACUCAACUAUCCGCAACUGGAAACUAUCCAUCUCCUAAUAUAAAUUAUCCACCACCACCUACUUAUACAGGAGCGCCGUACCAACAACACACUACGCCAGCGCAAUCUUCACCGUAUCAAUCAGCACAACCAGGAUUUUAUCCUCCCCCUAAUUUCAAUUAUCCAUCUCCUCAACAAUAUCCGCAGACACAACCAUACACGCCAUCUGCCUCUAAUUUAUAUUCAUCAUUACCUACGCCAGUUAAUUUCGUGUCUCAUUCACAGAUCAGUCAAUAUCCUAUAUCUGGCGCAACCACAUCACCCGGUCAAAGUCCACAACAAUCUGCUCAACAACUACAAAAAACAGCAACAGGUUCAAGCUCGCCGGGUCAGUAUCCAUCGCCAUCUCUGUCUCAAACUUCUCCUAGACAAAGUGUAACUCAACCGAUACAAGCAAAUCAAUAUCCUCCUACAUCCGGUCAAUACCCGCAGUAUUCUCAAACUUCUCCCAGACAAAGUGUAAUUCAACCGAUACAGACAAAUCAAUCUUCUACAUCUGGACAAUACCCGCAGUAUUCUCAAACUUCUCCCAGACAAAGUGUAAUUCAACCGACACAGACAAAUCAAUCUUCUACAUCUGGACAAUAUCCGCAGUAUUCUCAAACUUCUCCCAGACAAAGUGUAAUUCAACCGAUACAGGCAAAUCAAUCUCCUACAUCCGGUCAAUACCCGCAGUAUUCACAAUCUUCUCAAUAUCAAAUCCCACCUGCUUCAAAUCAAUCUAGACAAUAUCCGUCCGGCCAAAAUCCACCUGUUCAAAGUUCACAGUUUUCCUCAGUACCUUCACCAAUAGAAGAUAGCUCGAGGACACCGGCCUCUCCAACAACUACAUCGGGCUCUAUUGGUUCAGAGAAAUCUUCGGAGUCUAGUAAUAUUUAUGGUGCAUUCACUUAUAUUCCGCCGAAUCCUAGAACCUACUAUAAAUUGCUUUUGAACAAAUGCCUAGACUAUGAAUUAAAUAAUCGUGCAAAGGAUGAUUUCUCAUUGAAAAUUUUUACGAAAAAUACAAAUGAUUUAUUAAACGAUUGUGUUCUGCGUUGGAGAGUUCCAAAUGGAUAUCGUGCGUUGCUUUACCUUGAUGCUCUCAGGGUUAGAUAUGAUGAUAAUCACGAACUAAUAACCUUGGAGCAUAUUAGAGAUGGAAUGCAUGCCUUGAAAGAAGCUAUUAAAAAGCGAGACCUAUCGAUAUGGACAUUAAGUGAUGCAAAGCUUCUUAAAGUUUAUGAAGGAAUUCACGAUUCUCUAUUACGCUUUCUUUGGGAGGCCCUUCAGCAUCUUUACAAGAUUAAGACUUCUACUUUUGAUCCGGUAUUAUUUUUGCUUAAUGAUAUUUACGAAAGCGAACUAUUCAAUAAGGCACACCCAGACGUAUCGCUAAGUUACGAAUCUAUACGAGAGGGCGUUCGAAAAGUUGCUGUGACAGAAUUUCAAAAGAAACAGGAAGAAUUAGCUUCUCAACAAGAAGACAACGAAUUGGCUGUUUUGAUACAGAUGGCACAGUUUAUUCAAGCUCAAAUCGAGAAAUUGAGCAAAAAGUAUCCAACACCUUUGAUGGGGCAAAUUAACGUUGUAGGAUUAGUCAUUGAGAAACAAGUUCCAUUAUUCACACUAGAUAUGGAAAAUUUAGCAGCGGACAUUUUAAAUCGGGUUAAAGCUGGAGACGAGAAUGGAAUUCCGGUUACAGAUAUUUUUGAACUAUACCGAGAAAUUUUAAACAUUAAAGUGUUGCAUGAAACCCAUGCUUCUGGAACAAAAUUCAAUUUCAGCAUUGAAGAAUGGUUCCGCCCUCACGUGUUGAAAUGGCUAGAAAUGACAGAUAACAAGACACCGGAAUGGGUGCACUCAGCCAUUAGCGUUGACGAGUUUAAACCUAUUAGCUCUACAGAUCGAAAUUCUUCCUCUGUGGUGGAUCUUUUUACCUCGUUCAAUCAGACUAUUGAAUUCUUGAAGCGAUUGAAUUGGCCCAAUGAAUAUCAAUUUGCCCGAUUUAUGACUAGUUUAUCAAGAACAAUAUGCAAAGCAUUGGAACAAUAUUGCACCAAAAUGGAAGUGUUGUUUCGUGCUGAUAUGUUCCCGGAGGAGGAACGUGCUCAGGAAACUCAAAAACAAUCUGCCUGGUAUGUCAGAGCAAAGACAGCGAUUGCUAGCGAUGAAAAAAUCAUACCUUUUGAUUUCAAACCAGAGUUGUGUAUCAAAUUAAAUAAUCUCGAAGCUGCUCGCGAACAAUUAGACAAACUCUACUACUCAAUCGAUGUUGACUAUUUAUCCGAAGUGAUACGUGAUGCAGGGCCCGUAGUUCCUGAGAAAGUAGAAAAAAACCGAUACCUCUUUACUAUCAAGAUUGUACUCGCCGAAAAUAUCGCUGCAUUAGAUGCAAAUGGAUACAGUGAUCCAUAUUGUGUUUUGACUGACGAAGUCGGAAAAACGUUGGCUAAAACACGUGUUAUUUAUGAAACGCUUAAUCCUCGAUGGGAAGAAGCAUUCGAUAUCACGAUCGAGACUGGUGGUGACCAAAUGCGAUGGGUUGCAGCGACAGUGUGGGAUAGAGAUCAAGUUGGUUCUGAUGAUGUUUGUGGACGAGCUUAUUUCAGACUUGAUCCACAAUACUUUAAUGAUUAUUUAGCGCAUGAUGUGUGGCUUGAUUUGGAGAAACAAGGCCGUUUAUUAUUACGUAUUAGUAUGGAAGGGGAAAAGGAUGAUAUCCAAUUUUAUUUCGGAAAAGCUUUUCGUACACUUAAACGUACUCAGAGUGAUAUGGCUCGGAGUAUAGUUGAUAGGAUGUCUCCAUUUUUACGACAAUGCUUAUCAAAAGAUGUCAUACACAAGUUGACAAAAUCUUCGAGUGGUUUAAGUGGAUUUUUCAGUGAUAAGAAAAAAGAACCUUUAACAGAUGUAGAAGUUGAGGAAGCCAUCUAUCCACUCUUCGAUUAUUUCGACACAAAUCUGCAAACACUACACACUAAUUUGACUGAAACUGUCGUCAACAUGGUAAUCAUCAAAAUAUGGAAAGAAAUUGAAGUGACUCUAGAAGAACUAUUGGUACCCCCGUUAUCGGAUCGUCCCUCAGAUAUGAAGGCUUUGAACGAAGUGGAAGCUGAUGUUGUAUUUAAAUGGCUUAAGUUCUUGAAACAAUAUCUGCAAGGUGACAAUGACGGCGGAGUACCAAAAGAUCUACUCGAAAACCAAAAAUAUCACGAACUUAUGUCAAUCGCAUACUUUUACGACUGGGAUACCGAGCAACUCAUGCAAGAAUAUCUAAGCAUCGUAAUUAAAAACUCCUUAACCCCAUCGAACAAAAAUGCCGCGCAAAAUAAAUCUGUAAUGAAUCAACGAAGUCUCGGCACCAUAAAGAAGCGGAAGAACGAGAAGCGUAAGCAACCCCAGUUGCAAGAGAAUGGUGAAAUUAUUUUACGUAUUCUACGUAUGCGAUCUGGUACCAAGUCUUUCUUGAAGCAACAAUUCGAGGAGCGUAUUAGACGGAUGCAUUCUUCUACUACUUCGGAGCCAACUGUUGAUGAAACUGCUGAGGGUGCAGUCAAGCAGGAUGGCGAUCAACAACAGGCUUCGUGA
Molecule: messenger RNA, 5787 nt
Organism: Ambispora leptoticha
Lineage: Eukaryota; Fungi; Glomeromycota; Glomeromycetes; Archaeosporales; Ambisporaceae
Source: the annotation of a GenBank genome assembly